Molecule: messenger RNA, 807 nt
Organism: Echinostoma caproni
Lineage: Eukaryota; Metazoa; Platyhelminthes; Trematoda; Plagiorchiida; Echinostomatidae
Source: the annotation of a GenBank genome assembly
AUGCCACAGUUUCUCACUCCCGAUGCACAAACCUUGCUUCGAGCUUUAUUCAAACGAAAUCCAUCUAACAGACUUGGUUACGGUCCAGAUGGUUUUGAACAACUGAAAGCACAACCGUUUUUCUCCAGUAUUUCAUGGUCCGGACUAUUGGAUCGAACAUAUCCCGCUCCCUAUCGUCCAGUGUGUUCACCACAUCAAGCGAGCGUCGCCCUGGAUUCCGUGUCUUCAUCCCCCUCACUCAAAGCUCCGGUGUUUACUCGAUCUCCCACACCAGCUGCCUCAAUAACUCCAUAUCACAAUGGUCCACUUGGCUCAUACGGUACCGAUCACAACGGUCGAAUGAGUGAUUCUGUCUAUUCUGGUUUCGGUGUCGAUUCCCGUUCCAGUGUGGAACCAGGUUCAUGGUUUGCCAAGCCGCUUGAUUCCAACAGCAAGCGAGCCGAAUCUAACCUCCGCCUGGAAGUGACCGGGCCAUCGGGCGCUAUUGCUUUCCCGAAUGUGAAGACCACUCCGUUCACUGAUGAUUAUGAACUGAAAGAGGUCAUCGGUCGUGGCGCGCAUGCAACCUGUCAACGCUGUGUACACCGUCGCACAUUUGAGGUUUAUGCGGUUAAGUGCCAUUUCAUCCAACGAACUGUUGGAGAGGACGGAUCAAACUUCUCGGAUGCGUGGAGGGAGACGCUUCAACCAAAGCUGGCGGAGGAUGGCGUCAUCAAGUACGCGGGUGCCAAGGAGUUGCCGCAUGUGUCGCAACAACUGGGAAGGAGUGCGGUCGCCCAUUUCGAGGUCCCCAAACAACUCAUCUAA